This is a messenger RNA of Bemisia tabaci, 1482 nucleotides long. It is a transcript of the gene Lamtor3, whose product is annotated as Late endosomal/lysosomal adaptor, MAPK and MTOR activator 3. NCBI's taxonomy places the organism in Eukaryota, Metazoa, Arthropoda, Insecta, Hemiptera, Aleyrodidae. Gene Ontology annotation, biological process: cellular response to amino acid stimulus; positive regulation of TOR signaling. Gene Ontology annotation, cellular component: Ragulator complex. The record is from RefSeq and is a predicted model, not a curated record.
CCUUAUCAGUAUAUAUCAGUAGCUGUCAGUUCAUUUAAUUUGACUCGCAGGAUUUUCGAAAGUUUUUUGCGGGUUCACAGAAAGCUUAUUCUCUUAUCAGAUUCACCAACAGUACUCUUCAAAAGGUAUUUCAGUUUGCUGUUUGCUCAUCUGGUGCAGAUCUUCAAACCCUUAUCACUACCUCAUUGAAUGAUCUCAGCAUUCGGCAAGUUUUUCUGCCGUUUACAAGUUUCUUGGCCGUUUAUCUUCUGUGUCAGUGAAUUCAACAAUGGCUGAAGAAGUGAGGAAGUACCUAUUUGAUCUUCUCUUCAAGGUAGAUGGUCUAUACUGCAUUCUAAUUACAGACAGAGAUGGAGUAGCCGUGAUCAAAGUUGCAACUGAAAAGACACCUGAGAUGGCAAUGCGGCAACCAUUUUUGUCUGCUUUCUCAAUGGCAACUGAUCAAGGAAGCAAAUUUGGCCUGGGCAAGAAUAAAUCGAUUAUUUGCAUGUACGGAAAUUAUCAGGUCGUGCAAAUUAAUGACCUUCCUCUCGUAAUCACAUUCAUCGGAAGCCAAGAUUGCAACACAGGCCACGUGAUGGCCCUAAAAGAACAAAUUUCGCCUCUGCUUCAAGAGCUCAAAAAGUCUGUUGUAGAGUCCUGAAAAUUACUACCAUUUUAAGAGCAUCAACUUUUUCUGCUGGUUGGUUAUAUGAUUACAUUCAAGCCGGUUACCCAUCAGAAGCUACAUCAUCAAGAUCUGAAUGUUAAUGCAAAAUUUUGCAUCAGUUUUAUGCUCUUUGAUCCAAUCAACUCAAAAUUUUUGAUUACUUCAGUUUUAAUUUUUAUUUUUUUAUCACCAUAACCUAAUUAUCAGUCAAAAAAUGCUCAAGCGAAAGACCAUUAAUCAUGUGAUUUUUGAGAAGUAAGGGUGAGAAAUCAGGAUGAUGGAAAUAAUUAAUCCUCUGAAUUGUGCCGAAAGUUUUAAGCCCUCUUGAAUCCCAAGUUAUUUUCUCCAAUUUUGUGCUCUUUAAUUUUUGCCACUCAUGCUCAAACCAGUAACUCUUUUUUGAGUCUGCCAGCACACCAUUGACAAGCCUCUCCAAUCAUGGCCCUCUUGAUUAAGUUAGUUUUCCAGCAUUACCUCAAAUGAAAUUGCCAUGCUUGGUCUUACCAUGUUAGAUUGAUAAUUAUCUGCGUAGGUAUUGUUGCUAGGUCACUGCAGUCUACUUGAAAGUAUUUAGUGAAACUCCCUCAUUCAGUGAAGCAGCAAUACCUACUAAUUAAUGCACAUUAUUAUCUAUAACACUGUAAAUUAGAUUUCCCAAUUAUAGGUCAUGAUGUUAAUAUCCACUUAUCAAUCAAUUAAUCUACUUUGUAAAUAGAUUUUUGUUGUUAUUGAACUGAUAAAUUUAUCUUUUUAUCCAUGUAUAUACAUUUUUACUUGGUAUGAAAUUUCUUGAACACAAAUAAAAUAAUAAAUGUGGAAAGAAAUAAUAUGAA